AUGUCGAGGCGGAAGCUGGAGGCCUUUACUGCCCUUUCUACCCAAGGGUUUAAGCCCCAAAGUUUAAGACGAAGCUCUCUAGACAUUGAAACACAUAUUCUGUUCAAUAAAACAGCGACCCAAACCAGAUUAGGCAGUUUACCCGACAACCCAUUCAUGGUGCAGACGGUGAUUGAAGAUCUGAAGACCAGAUGGACCGUUAACGCCAUCAGGGAAAUUGUGCCCCAUGUGGGUGAUAUCUUACCGUGCUCUGGUCCUUAUGUUUGGGAAAAUAUCACCGAAGUGGUCCCUGGAGAAGCAGACAACUAUUGCGCUGAUGUAGCGAAGCGCUCUGGCGCAGCUGUGCUGACUGGAGACUCGGACCUUCUCGUUCAUGAUUUGGGUCCCGACGGAUCCGUCAUAUUUUUCAAUUCGAUUGAGUCCAACGGUGGGAGUACAAAUGAGCCGCUGCGGAUACGUGCAACUGAAAUAUUACCAAAGCAAGUAGCCAAAAAACUGGGUGUCAGGAGCAUUCAAAGAUUUGCAUAUGAGUUGAAAAGGGACCCGCACUUGAACCGGGGAAAGAUUGUCCAGGCAGCUAAGGAAAACGUCGGCGGUGUGGAAAACAAUGCGCCAUAUAUCGCAUUUCUUAGGGAAUAUGCGCCUGUUGAAGAAUCAACAACCCUAAGCAAAGAUAUACAAGAAUUUGAUCCCAAAGUCUUAGAGCUUUAUUUGCAAUUUACGCACCUUGGAUACGGAGCUGAAGACCAAUCGCCGGUCAUAUAUUUGCCCAUGUUGGUUGAAAAUCAUUCUCGACGAUGUGCAUGGCGGGAUGGGGAUGAAUUACGAGCUCUCGCCUUUUCGGUACUCAACCUAUCGGUUAGUGCAGAUCAACGGAAAGAGACGGUGCUUGAAUACUCUCGAAGAGGCGCGAGGCUGUCUCCUAUAGCUAUCAAUCUAUUUCAAGAAGAUGAGCUUCGGAAAAUUCUCUCUGGCCUUUGUGGCAGAUUACAGUCCGUUUUCGACAAUUGUGGAGGCCCAGCUCUAUUAUCAUGGAAGGUAUUUGCCCUGCAAGAAAUCUUUUCAGAAAGGGAUGUGGAUAGCUGGCCUACUCGGGGCCAUAUGCGCAACUUCCUUGGAACCGGUCGUUGCAAUGCGACCAUGAGUUGGGACGAUAUUCAUCUUAAUGCGCAGAUACAGUCAAUUUUCUACUCUUUGAGGAUCCUGCGACAAUUUCUAGAGGUAUCAGUUUCGCAUCAUGGGUUCGACCUAAAGGGGGACUCAGCAUUGAUUCUUCAGCUCCUACGAGAGUUGCCCCCUUUAAGGAUCCUUUCGCACUCAAUAAGCGAUGUUCUGACGAGCGGAACUAUCCCCACCAACUCGUUACAAAAAGCAGUGGGUGUGUUAUUUUCCGUCAAAGGACAACGCCAGGGGCCUGGGAAGCAGUUUGGCAUGAGCGACAAUGAUAAUGGCCGUAUCGGGGACAUGCAGGCAUGUAGCACGCCUUCAGCAAAGACUGCAAACAUAGCGAAGCCUCCAAAACGGUUGAAAAGGACAAAUAACCCGUAUGAAAUGCUUGGAAACAUUGAUUGA
Uncinocarpus reesii 1704 is the source of this 1572-nucleotide messenger RNA. RefSeq lists its product as uncharacterized. Lineage: Eukaryota; Fungi; Ascomycota; Eurotiomycetes; Onygenales; Onygenaceae. The transcript has a single exon. Bases 1 to 1572 code for a protein of 523 amino acids. The record is from RefSeq and is a predicted model, not a curated record.